Messenger RNA from Tribolium castaneum (red flour beetle), 1832 nucleotides. It is a transcript of the gene Sqor, whose product is annotated as Sulfide quinone oxidoreductase. NCBI's taxonomy places the organism in Eukaryota, Metazoa, Arthropoda, Insecta, Coleoptera, Tenebrionidae. Bases 430 to 1737 code for a protein of 435 amino acids. Gene Ontology annotation, cellular component: mitochondrion. Gene Ontology annotation, molecular function: sulfide:quinone oxidoreductase activity; FAD binding. The transcript has 6 exons. The record is from RefSeq and is a predicted model, not a curated record.
GACUUUUUAUCAAAAUUGGCUAUUUAUUAAUUUAGCGUAAAAGAUAUGCAAAUAUCUUUAUCUUUAAAUAUUUAAGAGCUCAGAAAUUGACAUUAAUCUCAUGGAGUUCCUUUGAAUUCUGAUAAACUUGUUUAUUUAGGAAACCCCCACUUGAACCCCGUAAUGUGUCCCACCUUAUUUUGAUAAAAAGAUUGAUUAAAACUGAUUGAUUAAUGUAAUGCCGCAAAUUUCACGUAACCAAUUGGAAAGCUCUCCACCUCCAUUAGAGAUUCUUCAACACUCACUCACUCUCCCUCUACUUGUUAUUUAAAGUCAAGUUCUUUAUCUCAUCAAACGUUUCAUUAUUCACGAUAAGAAAAUCAUUGCAAAAAGUUUUUUAUAGUUUAUUGAUUUCCAUUCUUAUUUCUUUUUGGAACAAAUACCGAGAAAAUGAACGUGUUUUUUUCGCAUGUCGCUAAGCGGGGCUUUUCUACCUCGAACUUUAACAAUGCUAAACACAGUUGCAAGGUCCUGGUCGUGGGUGGGGGCACCGGUGGCUGUGCCACGGCCGCAAAAUUCAGUAAAAUCCUCAAAAAGAACGAGCUCAUAAUCCUAGAACCCAGCGAAAAUCACUACUAUCAGCCUCUGUUUACUUUAAUUGGGGGCGGCAUUUCUAGUCUCUCUGAUGCAAGGAAAAAUACAAAAGAGGUUCUCCCAAAAAACGCAGUUUGGCUGAAAGACUCAGCUGCCGAAUUCAACCCCCAGUCAAAUUCCGUCACGACCCAGAAUGGCGAUACAAUCGAAUACGAGUUUCUUUUAGUCGCCACUGGUCUUCAAACCGAUUAUGAUAAAAUUCCAGGUCUAGUCGCUGGUUUAAACAGUGACACAGGGGUGUGCUCUAAUUACUCGGCAAAGUACGUCGAAGGGACGUAUAGGGCGUUACAAAAGUUUGAAAACGGGAAUGCUAUUUUCACGUUUCCAAACAGCCCGGUUAAAUGUCCGGGGGCGCCUCAAAAAAUUUGUUACAUCACUGAUCAUUUUUUGAGAAAGGUGGGCAAGCGAGAUAAGGCGAACGUAAUUUACAACACGUCACUUCCUGUAAUUUUCGGCGUAAAAAAAUACGCUGAUGCACUUUGGAAAGUGUGCGAGGAGCGCAACAUCAAUGUUAAUUUGCGAACGAAUUUGAUUGAAGUCAGGCCGGACAAAAGAGAGGCGGUUUUCCAAAAUUUGGACAAGCCGGAGCAAGUCACAACUUUUGAGUAUUCCAUGUUGCAUGUUACGCCCCCUAUGAGCACACCCCCAGCCUUAAGAACCUGUCGCAGUUUAACAAACGAGUCCGGGUUUGUUGAUGUGGACAAAUCCACUCUACAGAGCACAAAAUUUUCUAAUGUUUUUGCAAUUGGUGAUUGUAGUUCAAGCCCCAAUUCUAAAACGGCAGCGGCUGCAGCUGCUCAAUGCCAGGUUGUUUUUAAAAAUAUGAAAUCGGUUAUGGAUGGGAAAACGCCAGUUUCGGCAUACGAUGGUUAUGCCUCUUGUCCUCUGGUGACGGGGUACAGCACGUGCAUUUUGGCCGAAUUCGAUUAUAAUUUAGCUCCGUUGGAAACGUUCCCUUUUAAUCAAGGACGGGAGUUGUGGAGCAUGUAUUUAAUGAAGAAAAUGCUAAUGCCUCCGUUAUACUGGAACUUGAUGCUGAAUGGCUGGUGGAAUGGACCGGCCCUGGUUAGGAACCUACUCCACUUGAGGUUUCCACAAAAUUAAGGAAUAAAACGAUGCAAUAAAUGUUGUCCUUUGUUGUGAAUUUUAUUAUUUAUAAUAUUGUGUACACGUAUGGAAAUAAAGCUAUUUUAUCACAA